AUGGUGGAAGACCUAAAACACCAUAAUUUGCGUGUUCCUACAUCAGAUACUCACGGUGUGUUGCAACAAACUGGCACCACUCGGAACUUCGUCUUCAUGUCCCGUGUGCCGGGACAACCGCUGGACUCAAUUUGGAAAACGCUGAGCCCCUACCAGAAAGCUUUGGUCCGAGAGCAACUAAAUGUCACCUUCAGUGAGCUAAGGUUGCCCUCUUUCACAUCAUCCGACGAACCUGGUGCAUUGUACGGUGGAGGCACGCCUCGCUGGUGUAAAGAUACCAGAAGGGAGACUCGUGUGGCUGACACGCCGAUAAGCAAUGAGACAUAG
This is a messenger RNA of Aspergillus eucalypticola CBS 122712, 327 nucleotides long. RefSeq lists its product as uncharacterized. Bases 1 to 327 code for a protein of 108 amino acids. The record is from RefSeq and is a predicted model, not a curated record. The transcript has a single exon. NCBI's taxonomy places the organism in Eukaryota, Fungi, Ascomycota, Eurotiomycetes, Eurotiales, Aspergillaceae.